AUGUCGGAGCAGCAGAGUGCCCCGGAGCAGCUGGCUGCUGGGAAGAGCCAGGGUGGGGCUGGAGCCUCAUAUAAGGUGGUGCUGUUUGAGUUUGAGAACUUCCAGGGCUGCAAGGCGGAGUUUUCUGGAGACUGUAAAGAUGUGACAGAGAAGGGACUGGAGAAGGUUGGAUCUGUGAUAGUUGAGUCCGGACCCUGGGUGGGUUAUGAUCGCCACGGGUUCACAGGGGAGCAGUUUAUUCUGGAGAAGGGCGAGUAUCCACGCUGGGACACCUGGACCAACAGUCAGAACAGCUACUCCCUCUUGUCUCUAAGGCCACUCAAAGUGGACGGUGCUGAUCACAAGCUACACCUCUAUGAGAACCCUGGAUUUACUGGUAGAAAGAUGGAGAUUGUUGAUGAUGAUGUGCCCAGUUUGUGGGGUCAUGGUUUUCAGGAUCGUGUAGCGAGUGUCAAGGCUCUUAACGGAACAUGGGUCGGCUACAUGUACCCAGGAUACAGGGGGCGCCAGUUUAUCUUCGAGCGAGGAGAUUUCAAGCACUGGAACGACUGGGAGGCCCCCGCGCCUCAGAUCCAGUCUGUCCGACGUGUGCGGGACAUGCAGUGGCACAAGAGAGGCUGUUUCAUUGUUCCUGACCCAGCUCCGGCCCCCGGGCCUGGGCCUGACCCUGACCCCGCCCCAGCACCUCCUGCCCCUCCCGCCUCAGCUGGAGCCAGCUGAGCAGGAUCCCGCAGGCUGCCGACAGUAGCCACCCAA
Micropterus dolomieu (smallmouth bass) is the source of this 756-nucleotide messenger RNA. RefSeq names its product beta-crystallin B3-like. The coding region runs from base 1 to 720 and encodes 239 amino acids. The transcript is spliced from 5 exons. Gene Ontology annotation, biological process: visual perception; lens development in camera-type eye. The record is from RefSeq and is a predicted model, not a curated record. Gene Ontology annotation, molecular function: structural constituent of eye lens. NCBI's taxonomy places the organism in Eukaryota, Metazoa, Chordata, Actinopteri, Centrarchiformes, Centrarchidae.